AUGUCUACGGUUCUACCUUAUACACUGGCGGGAGCCUCAUUACUUUCAACACUCAUUGUUACAAUCCUCAAUGGUAUUUCUUUUGCAACUUCAAAAGCCUUAUCCGACCUGGCCCCACUCAUCCUGAGUGCAACCAGCUGCCUGGCUUUGGUUAUGCUCAGUGUGCUCCACCACAAAGACAUCCAGGGCCGUCUACAAUGGACCUGCAUCACCGGCGGAUAUCUACUUAUUGCCUCCGCAAUUUCUGCUGGAGCAAUGACAUCGAGUCCCCAAGCCUCCGUGUUCGUCACCCGCGCUGUAUUCUGGGCCUUUGCAGUCUUCGCCCAAGGUCUAUACUGCGGAUUUAUUUCUAUGCCUCUGUUCCAAGAAAGACAGAACCCCGAGUGGCCCCGUUCAUACCCCGAGGAACUCAAGUCUAUCCCUCAGAGUCCUCAACUUCUUCCAUCACCACCACGUGUAUGUGAUCUGUCAGAACUAUUCGAGCCAAAGCGUUCCUCCCUGCGCAAGUUCCCCCGUCGCUCCAAUCGCUUCUCAGACGCAACACUCUGCCAAAGCACCAAAGAAGCCAAGCGUGCGUCAAUCGACAGUUCAUCAACAAGAUCCACCCCAACCCACUCUCCAACAACAGACAAAGCACCGUUUGAACCCAAUCACUCCCUCCCUCUCCGAGGCAACAACAGCAUCCGUAGCAUGCCCAGUCUCCGCCGCAACCCACCAACCCAUCUCUCGUUAGACAGCCUAGUCCAACGCUCCCCAACAGCCUCGACUCUCCACCUCGACUCACCAACCCUAUCAACUUUCAGCACCCCGACUUUAACACCAGCCUCGACCUCGACACAUUCUACCUGGGAAUACAACCCAUUCCAAGAUACAAACAUCCACCCUCUCUUCCGCUCCACCAGCCCAUGCCCUUCACCCACCACCGCCCCCGGCACAAUGCUCAAAGCCUCCCCAUCUGCCGGUCAGACCCUCACCAAGGGGACGAUUACGCGCAUGCGCUCGGCUCGGUCUUUACGCGAGCAGAGUAUUCGUGCCACUUCACCUAUGCCGGGUGUCGAAUUGGACGAGUUGCCGCGGGUGAGGAAGGACCCGGCUCGAGGGAGCUUUACCACUACUCAAUCCGAGAGAUAUGAACUGAACGAAUCCCCUUACGAAAAGUGA
This is a messenger RNA of Penicillium canescens, 1161 nucleotides long. RefSeq lists its product as uncharacterized. The record is from RefSeq and is a predicted model, not a curated record. Lineage: Eukaryota; Fungi; Ascomycota; Eurotiomycetes; Eurotiales; Aspergillaceae. The coding region runs from base 1 to 1161 and encodes 386 amino acids. The transcript has a single exon.